Molecule: messenger RNA, 1031 nt
Organism: Cajanus cajan (pigeon pea)
Lineage: Eukaryota; Viridiplantae; Streptophyta; Magnoliopsida; Fabales; Fabaceae
Product: Cysteine/Histidine-rich C1 domain family protein
Source: RefSeq, a predicted model, not a curated record
CAUAUUGACAUGUCAUAAAUUAAAAAAUUGAAAUACAUAGUGAAUUAUUGAUGGAGAUCAUUAUCAAAUAAACAACCCGAAGUCCACAUGAAACAGCCCUCACGUAUAUAUAAAUAGAAUCAGGCUUAAUGUGAAAAAGCAAGGUGGAGUGAAGAGUGAUUGAAAGAAUUAAGCAUGAAAUACAGUGAGAUAUCCCACUUCAGCCACCCGCAACACAAGCUCCGAUUCGAGUACUCGGAAAUCCCGUUCAAAUGCGACGGGUGCAAGGAAGCGGGCAUAGGGUCACGGUACAAGUGCUCGAGGUGCGACUUCGACCUUCACAUGCAGUGCGGCAUGGUAACCUCCCCCACCCUCUUCCACCCCUUCUACGGGAAGUGCACCUUCCACUUCAUGUCGUCGCCACCAGGGGACACACCUCGCUACUGCAACGCCUGCGAGAAGGACGUGACGGGGUUCGUGUACCACUGCAAAGCGUGCGGCUUCGACCUCCACCCCUGCUGCGCCAAGCUUCCGGCGCUCCUCCAGGACGGCGAGGUGAAGCUCUACCUCUACCGGAAGGUGAGCUCGGCGUGCCACCGCUGCGGCCGGAAGGGGCGGAGCUGGAGUUACCGGUCCAAGUGCAAGAGCUACAAUCUGCAUGUGGCGUGCGUGAGGGAGAUGGUGGUGGAGAAUUGGCACGAGGUGUUUGUUAAGGGUGUUCCUGUGCUUGCUUACAGUGGUGGUCACACGAGUAGUCGGAGUAAGGGGAAGAAGAAGGUUAAGAAUUGCUGUGAGAUUGCCGCUUUGGCUUUGCAGUUUGUCAUAUCGGCUCUCUUGGGAGAUCCAACGGCUCUCAUUGCCGGCAUUGUCGCCUCCUUCGUGUCAAGGGCUUGAUCCCUUUCUCUACUUUGCUUGCUACUUAUAUAGUGUUAUCAUGUUAAUCUCAGUUACAUUACAUGCUUCAAAGUUAGUGUGAUUUGGACCAAAGCUAACUCAACUAUAUCAAAUGACUUUUUAUUCUUCUUUUAUAUUUCUGAGUAUCCAGUUUAAUU